This is a messenger RNA of Peronospora farinosa, 8745 nucleotides long. Lineage: Eukaryota; Oomycota; Peronosporomycetes; Peronosporales; Peronosporaceae. The record is from the annotation of a GenBank genome assembly.
AUGAAGCGUAAUCGAUAUUUCGUGGACUUGAAUGAAGUCGCAAAGCCAAAGCGACGUAAAACUGAUCAGGACGAAGUACUCAAUGUAAUUUUUCGUUUUACACACAAGACUCCGAGUUAUCGGCAGGAUAAAAUUUUAUGCGAGAUAUUAAUGAACCAAUUUGCCGCCUUCGUUGCAACGCUCCACGCAAUUCAGGAGUCUAAUCGUUACUGUGGUUGGGUACACCCUCUCGUGGAUGACCGGAUCGUUCCAGCUGGAGUCUUUACUGUUCAUGAAGUGAAUGUGUUGCAAGACAUUUGUCGCCGUUUGAAGGAUCAGGGGGAUGACGUAAUCCACAAACGAGGGGAUAUUUGGUACGAUCCGUGGCUUCCAGCGUACGGCUGUGUACUGCAACGAACAAAGAUAAAUGCAGCAGUGAUCAAAUUGCACGUGAUAUUUGUAGACGGAUGGGACCGAACGCUGCAUUUUUUGCCGACAGGGACGUGCGUGCAUAGUGCAGUUUCCAAGACGUACCACAAAAUACAUUGUGCAGAUUUGGAUUCGGCUUUAGAGGAGAGAUUCGGGAGAAAAUUUACGAUGAAGCUAGAAAAAGCUCAAUUGAGCAAAGGAUCGAAGCGGUCUGCGGCGUUUAAUAAUCUGGGACAUCAAAAGACACCGCAAUUUAUUGUUGCAGUCGUGCGCCGUGCAAUUGCUGCAAUGAUGCGCCGUGCUGUUGCGAAAACGUCCGACGAAGAGGACGAUGAAGAGGACGACGAAGAGGACGACGAAGAGAACGACGAAGAAAGUGUUGAUAACGAACGAUUUUCUCCUCAAGGAGGAACUACGGAUGUGGGGCAGCACACGGGAGGAGGACCACGUGACACGUGCUGGCCAAUCGUUCAGGCGGUGAUUGCUGAUAACCUUUGCUGUAACGAAGGGCUUUUUCGAAAGACGAUGGUGAUGUACCAGCUGAGUUUGCUUCAAGCGGCUGUGCUCGAGACGCAGAGUAGUUUUGAUCGCGGGAUUUGUACUCGAGACGGUUGUGUCGCGGUGGAUGAUCUCUUUUUCAUGCUACAAGUCGUUAUUGAGACCACUGUUAAUCUUCUCGAUUGCGGAUACGACAUCUCAGCUUUACUGGAUCGGUACAGUAAUCUGCGAGCUAGAAUUGAUGAAUUUGUGGACUUUCUGAACCGCAAGAUUGCGAUAUGCUAUCAGCUGCCAGAUCGUGCCAAAAUGCAACAGCUUCAUACACUUGAUUGCGGCAUUCAAGCUGACUCACCAAAACGUGACAAAGUUUUGAGCCCCGAAGCGAGCGAGGAGGAGCGUCACCUCCGUGCAUUAACAAAUCUGGAAGGCUGCUGGCAUCUUGAUGUGGUUACGUGCAGUCUGAAUGCGUUGCUGUGCUGGGAAAAGUCUAGCGACGCUUUGAAAUCAUGCAAGUAUAUUCUGGUAUUGCGGACGUUUGAAUCAUUCAUGUUCGCGAGAUCUGUCAAACUAAGCACAGAAGAUGAGCACCCAUUCUUCGACAAUGAUGAGGAUUUCAUUGAGAGUACUAAGUUGCUUGUUACAGUAUACCAGGAUCAUAUUCGUGAGUGGCGCCAGCUUCCACACUUAACAUCAUUUUUGGAUGUAGAACAGCGCAGCCGAGAGAUGUUGGUGAUGUGGAUUGCAUUUUGUCUCGUUCAUCAGAAAUGCGUGAGGCAAGUGCCUUUAUGCGCUGAGUACAAUAUUGCUCUUGAUUGGCAGGACCUGAAAGUAGCUGUCCUAAGUGACCGUGUUGCCAUAAGUGCUCUCCAGCAUGUGAGCAAGUACAUUCGUGGGUGGAACCAGAAAACUGGAGGUCUUCAACUAUUCCACCUGACCAACCAGGAUCCGACGUUUGGUUUCGGACGAAAGUUUGCUUUGAGCAGCAGCAGCAUGAUGGACAUUUACAACCGUGACAUUGCAAGCUGGGAAUCGCAUGUGGAGAGGAAGUGGGAAGAGAUUAAACAAAAGAAAAGAAGAGUCGCUGAGAUCCGCACUCAACUUUCUACUCUUGCGGAUGAGUUACAAUCGAAACAUCACGAACUUGCGGACGAAAAUGCUCGUCUACAUGAAGAAUAUACAGAUCAACUCAAAAGCCCCGAAAAAUUAAAGUUAAAAGCUGGCAUCGUUAGCAUCAACUCGCGGAUCAAGCGAGCGAAAGCAUUGCUGAGACAGGAACUUGCUGUUCCUUCACCUCUGGUUCGACCGCUGCCAUUGGUGAAAGAUGAUGCUAUUCAGAUCAUAUUCAUGCUGACCAUGCCUCGAAAUCUUGAGCUUCUCGGAAGCUUGUGUCUAACUGCUCAACGAGCUCUUGCACCAACGGAACCGAUGGCUAGAAUGAAGAUGUUAUCAGGUUUGAGCAACACCACAUGGAAGGCAUUUUACUACCAGGAGGCACCAUCUCGAGUACUAUGUGCAACAACGACGGAGUUCACAGCAACCCCUGGCGCGGUCUUCCUUCCAGGGUGCAACCGGCCACAAACCGUGGACAGUCUUUUUGACAUUUCCCAGUUCAAGUCACAGUGCGUUUCAAAUCCAAUUCUGUACAAAACGAGACUAACGUGGGAAGACUCAGCUGGGGUAGUUUUGAAUCCUUUCCUUGCAACUCCAGCGUGUGUGAUCGACAGCUUCAUUGAAGAAAUCCCACAACCAUUUAAAUCUCUUCAGUGGAUGAAUUCUUGGCCCGGUCAAAAGGAUACACGAGGAAACUUGGUCUACGCAAAUAUUCACCAGAAACCUGACAAUUUUGAGAAAGCGUCAUUUAUUGCUCUUGGUUCCUUGCGUUCCUUUCCAAACCAACAGUUUCGAAAGCUGCAAUGUGCCUUACUGAACGACAUAUUCCCGUGGUCACAUACUUGUGUGAAAAUCAUCGUGCGGCAGGCACUUUAUCAAAUCGGAAAUCUUACGGACGAGAAGGAGCCUAGUUUCAGCUGGAAGGCUGAUAUGCUGAGCGGUGAGAAGGGCUUGGAAACUUUUUGUGCUACACUUGGUGCCAUUGCCAAUCAACUAGAGCAAACACCACGCCGCUUUAAGGCUAUUCCACUUCUUAGUGAACUGGCUGGGUAUCUGCAUCAGUUCACAGACGUUGCAAAGCCUAUUGUGAAAUUGUAUUCUAGAAUAGCGAGGCGCUGGGCAGAAAAUUCGCCUGCUGAAGAUGAGAGCGAACAAUCUCCUGACCGAAUUACCACUUUCCGUCAGAAGAAGUGCAUUUUGUAUGGCUACGCGCUGCUAGCCUAUUCAUUAGGACCACUAGACGAUGCAGCAUGUCAGGAAGUGUGCGAGUUGAUCGUGUUAUUCCGCACUUCUGUCCUCUGUGCUGCUAUCAUAGCCCCCUCCACUGAGUCCAUGCUUUGCGUAGAUAGCAAGAUCACUGAAAUGAUGACUCGUCGUAUUGCAGAUCUGAUUGAGUACGUUAAGAAGAGCAAAGGGUCUGCGCUAACAACUUUGGUAAGUCUAGUAAGUCCGACGUCGCCUGGUCAGUUGGAGUGGAAGCAAACUUGUGAGCCACUACCUGAUGAAGAGAAAUUUGGAACCUGUUUCGAAUCCUCGGGAGCUCAGUAUGCUGUAAACCUCUUCACGGGCGUUGUUUUGACGGAUGGCAACGCUCCUGGUGGCCUACCGCCUAACAUUCGGGAACACAAGCGAUUUCAGGCCCUUUUCGGAUCCUGUAAUUUUGAAGUGUUUUUCGUGGGUGGCAUGUUCCAAGCUAAAUCUACGUACUGCGACCGAUUGUACGAGUUUGCGCUUCAAGAAAAUGAUGAACUUUUCGUCCAAGAGCUCGUCCUCAAUCCAUCGCGUAGUAUUGACAGUACACUACAGCUGUGCUCACUCAGCUGGAUUGAGAUGAUUAAUGAUAAAUUACCAGCUCGGCUGUGGGAAUUAUAUACUCAAUGGUACUGGGUAGAGCGCAAUUGUGUUCUCUUCCGACCCAUAGAAGCCAAUGAUCGGAAGGUUUUCUUCAUUGCUACAUUCGAUAAGCAGGGUGUUUUGCAAUGCUAUCAAGUGCCAUUGAGUGACAUGAGUUGCUCCUAUGAAAGGAUCUUAGAGCAGCGCAAGGACUACAACCGGUUUGUUCAGAGAAAAGAGAUAGUUCUGAGUGUCCUAAAUGUGCUGACAAAGUUUGAGGAUGCCCAAUUCCUUCAUCCACUGAAGUGUCCUGAUAAUGUUUUGAAGAUUGAGUUACCGCGCUUUAAAAUGGCUUUUUAUCUUAACGACAGCAUGCAGUUCGAGUCGGUAGAACACAAUGGAUAUGUCUUGGCAACGAAGCUGCAGUUUGAUAAUUUCCUGCCGAGAUUCAGGCGAUACCUGCUGCUUGAUCUGAAGGACAAGUCCGACACAUCGCGGUCAGAAGUUCGCAUGCUCGUUCCACUUGGUCCCGUCACGGAAUCUUCGGAUGGUAUGGUUGAUAUCAAAAUUCCUAGCGAGGCGAGUAGUCGAAUGGAUGUGGCAUGUUACGACUUUCACCGUCGUUUGAGGACGUUCGAAACAGAGACGAUUGGUGCAAGACUACAGCUUGCUGCAGUUUGUGCUCGAGCUGGAACGAAUGUACCGAGCAAGCUAUUGAAAAUGACUGGAGAGGAGAUGGCAGUACAAAUUUUACGAGCAUGUAGGUCGAGCCGACCAUUUUCUCCCUCGGAAAGAGACACUUUAGUGUCGAUCAACGAGUUGAGUUAUCGUGAACCAACGGUAAAAAUUAUGGUUGUUGCUUUGCUCGCUGAAGCUGACCGCCAAGCAUAUCUCAUUGGGCAAACGCAGAUAAUUAGCACAAUCAGUACAGCGAUGGGAAGUACUGACGAGCAAACAGAGUACGCAGAUAUGUGUGCGAAGCAAGUCCAGCGCAACCCUUUGCGUUCACAGUUUCGAAGCGACGAGGAAAAACUCAUUGUUGGGUACGUGAGGCACUCGUCAGUAUCUGGUUCAACCAAAGAAGUUGAAUUGUGCGACUCACCCCCAGUUGCCGACGACUAUGUGAAGUCCAUCGAAAAUAAUCUUAGACUUUUCCUUCGGAUUGAGACUCAGAAAGCGAAAGAAAUUCCACCACUACCGUUGGAUAGCAGUACUACAAAUGCCAUGGGCAGAGGGAUGCUGGACGAGCUGCAAGUGAGUUGGGAUAGCUACUACUCGCAAACGGAGCCCGAACUAAAGAUUGACCCAGGUAUGUUACUCGGCCCAUUUGAGACGCUAUUGAGUGAUGUGUCCUCUCACCGUGUUGAGAUGCAAAAGUAUCUGUGGGAGUCCUUUGCGAAGGCAAUGGACAGUACCCGUGAUCACCUUUUAAGCCUUGCCAACUUCCUGCCCCUGAUCACCGUAAGUGAUAUUGUCCGUUGUGCUUUUGAUGAAGAAACACUUCGAACACUGGCGCCGAAAUUGAGUGAGAAAUCGAAAGAACUAGUUUCAAAAGGGGUUCUCAAAUACAUGGAAUUGUGUGUACUAGAAGACAAAGUGGAGAGGCUGAUCUGGAUAGCAAGUCGAAGUGGUGAUUUAUCAGACGCUCAGAUGGUUGAUGAGCUUGUGAAUACUCGUCAGUGGCAAUCGACAGAAUUCCCGUACUGGUUGGCGUUUGAAGUGGAGGGUAGACUUCAGAUUCGGCAUGAACAAUAUGUGAUUGCUCGGCACCUCAUUGAUCGCCCAGGAACAGUCUGCCAGCUUAACAUGGGGCGAGGUAAGACCCGAGUGAUCUUGCCCAUGCUGUUUCUCUAUUUCACACGGAGCCAUUGCUCACGAGUUGUUCGUGCGCACUUUUUGAGUCCAUUGCUAAGCGAAGCGCGGCAAUUCAUGCACCGAUACUUGUCCGCGACUAGUGCUCGCCUACAAGUUUUCGAACAGCCAUUUCACCGGCAGGUUGACCUGGAUACCCGCAGACUUGAAUUUAUUCGUGACACCCUUGAGGAGUUGAAGCUUUUCGGGGGCAUUCAAAUGGUGGCUCCGGAACAUCGCAUGUCACUUGAGCUAAAACGUUUGGAGCUGGGAAAUGAUGGUCCCAUAGUGGAGUUGCUGGACGAAACCCUUGACAGCGACCAGUUUGUAAAUGUUUUGGACGAGUGUGACGCACUGCUUCAUCACAAGUAUCAUUUGGUGUAUGCGGUGGGCAUUCCCAUCCCACUUGGUAGUGGAGUAGAGCGAUGGAUGGCUGCAGAAGCGCUACUGCGAGUCGUGGCGGAUAAAGCUUCCGGGCCUCGAGUCCGCAAGGUGCUACAAGCCCCACAUGUUUCUUGCGUUUCUCCAGACUACGCCACGCGCUUGGGCUCGUUCGAGGGCACCCGGCUUAACAGCGUCGUGGAGAGCACCGAGCACUUACGAGAUCAACUCAAAGAGGCAUUGGUGUUGGAUCUCAUCGACAGUGCCCCGUGUUUUUUUGAAGUGAUGUGGCUCAACGCCUUUGGUAGCGGUGCUGCUCGUAAACCGCUAGUCAAGGCUAUCACUGAUUCGACCGUGAGUCUACAGGAAGCUCUCGGAUAUCACAUGUCAAAGCUCGCACCAUACACAACUCAGUUGUUAGCAUUGAGAGGACUCGUAGCAUUUGGAGUGUUUGAGCACUGCAUGGAGAAACGCUACCGCGUUGAUUUCGGCCUUCCGGUUUUUGGUACGCGACAGAAGAAAAUUGCGAUUCCUUUCCGUGCCGCGGAUGUUCCUUCGGAGCGGUCCGAGUUUAGCCACCCUGAUGUGUGCAUCGUGCUCACCCUACUGGGAUACUAUCACAGUGGUCUAACAAAUGAGGAGGUUCGAAGCACUUUUCGAAUGCUGUUGCGCUUGGAUAUCUCGGAGCAGAACCAACAAUAUGAUCGAUGGUUUGCUACUGUGGAGCCUGGUUUGAACGAUGAUGACCGGACAGCUCUAUCGGAUGUCCGCCAUGUAAGCCUCGCCGAUGCUCGACAGUUCGAGACGUUGUGUAGAGUUUACAAGUUCUGCAUCGAGGCAAUCAACUUCUACCUCAACACAUGCGUAUUUCCGAACGAUACUCAGCAGUAUCCGCAAAGGUUGUCACGAACGGCAUGGAACGUCGCAGCAGGAGAAAAUAACAUCGGAUUCUCAGGUACGAACGACAAUCACCGUUUGCUCCCACUUUCAGUGGCGCAACAGGAACCGAAUGAGCCUUCCUUGCUGGGCACAAAUGGAAAGAUGAUUGACAAGAUUCUACAGGUGACUCACAGCUACGAAGUGAUAACUACCAAUCCAAACCGUGCUGUAAUCCCGUGGCAGAGUGUCCUUCGGUUUGCACUGGACAAGAAAGCGCAGGCUCUUAUUGAUACAGGUGCGCUCCUUGCCGGAGUGAGCAAUAACGGAGCAGCCGAUUUUCUUCUCGGACAACCUGACUUUGACUUUGCUGGUGUGACGUACUUUGAUAGUCGUGAAGAGUCCAACUGCUGGAUGAUUUCCGAGAAAGCUCGACAGAUCAAGGUGCCUUUGAAAAAAGCGUCGAUGCUCGAGAAAGAGACGUUUGUGAUAUUUGACGAAGCUCGCUCGCGAGGAUCGGACAUGAAGUUACUACCGGAUGCCGCUGCCGUACUGACGCUUGGACCGAAACUUACCAAAGACAAACUAAUGCAAGGCGCGGGACGAAUGCGGCAGCUGGGAUGCAACCAAACGCUUUGGAUUGCAAGUUUUGAUGAGGUUGCGCAGAACAUACUUCAGACCAGUGGCCAACGAGACCUCGCGCGUGUUUCUGCAAUUGAUGUGCUGAAUUGGGUCAUGGAUAACACGAAAGCGGAGGCAGUGCGCGGAUUGCUCGAGUGGGCAGGCAAUGGUAUACAUUUCCGAGAGACCCAGCUAAACCAAGACAAAGAGUUGGUUAACGAGAACUGGUCUUUGGAGACGCUGUAUCAAGAGAAGGUUUAUGCAGACAAAAUCGCUCAAGUGAUUAAGUCGAAGGCAUCGUUCUAUUUUGAAGACUCUGCGGAUGCUUUGGUUGAUAAAAUCUGCCGCAAAGGAUUUGUAUACGGUGUUGACAAUGAAGUGUGUUGUACCUCGCACACUGAUGAAUGCGAGCGAGAGCUGCAGGUGGAGGAAGAGGUGCAACAGGAGCAAGAAGUAGAAGUCUUAACGUGUUUGCCCAGAAAGGAGAAGGUGUGGAGGUACGCGAAUAUCCUACGUGCCAAGACAAUCGAAGACCUCAAUGGUGAUGUGCAAGUGUUGGAACUAACGGAGUUUAUACGCCAGUCGAUCUCUCCGAAAGAGCUGGCAAGUCUGGCGUGGACUAACGCGCAAAUCUUUGGUACUGAGAAUUUCUUCAGUACAAUUGAGGCUCGGACAGACUCGAGCCGUAUGAAUGCGUUUCUGCGUGUGAUUGAUGUUGUGUUGGUGUUUAAGAAUGACCAGAUUCUGCUGGUAUCGGAGUGUGAAGCUGAUCAUAUACUGGAGCUGCUUUGGUCGACGGGGGGCAGACCAACAGCGUGCAGCUUUAGUUUUAUGAAUCUGGCGUUCGCAUUUGAAAGCCUUGCUCGUGAUGGUAAAGACACCAAGUUCCAAGACACCCAUCUGACACUUGGAUACGGACUUGAUCGAAAGCUGCCGAUACUGUCGACUGUUGCAUGUCACGUCUAUAAUGGUGAAACAAUGUUGGCAAAGAGCAAACAAAUGGAUAUGAAGCCUGCGUUCCGUGAUUUCCUCCGUCCUCUGGCUCAGCGUGAAGUUGUUUUAAGUAACUUUGUAAACUCACGCGGUAAGAGCCACAAAUGGAUGCGUUCGUUUUUGCAUGAACUCUGCUGCCACAUGGAUCUCAACGACUGGGUACCUGAUGGAUGA